ACGCUGAAUAGGACCCCUGGAUUCAAGGGGGUUUCUUGGGGGUUCCACUAUCAAAAGAAAUGAUGAAAUUAUGACUAACAGCUGAUAGCCGCUGAUAGCCAGCUGCCUGUCGUGCCCCUCUAUACCCCACUAUCCAUCUUCAACGAAUCCGAAUACUAUCAACAUCUUCCUUGGCAACCUGCGACUUGAACGAAGGAUCGAUAGAUGUGCUCCUAACCACGAUCCGUGCAACAGAUAUAGUGCAAUACAACCAAAUCAAAGCCCGCAUAGUACUCAACAACUCUAUCAGGUGAUUCAACCAGGCCUGUCAAUGAGUCAUGGCGUCUCCCGAAGAUGGCGAGGCGAUACAAUCGUCAGGAAUCCUAGAGACGAUACACUUGGAACACGUCCCAUCGACACACACAGUCCAUAUAAGCCUCUUCAAAGAUGUAACCAACGCAGAGUUCUUGCAGAAGCAGUUAUUAAGUCGGAAUUCGGAGUUUGAGUAUGCUUUCAUCGAUGCUACGUCUGUAAUCUCACGCUUCCAAGUCCUAGCCGCUGUUUAUAAGGCCAUAACAAUACAGAUGAGCGGCACCAUGAAGACGCCAAACAUCCACUCAGAGAUUGUGUGCUCAUUAAGUCCAAAUAACAACAUUUCCGAAGCCUACCGGCGCUUCGGCAUAACCGCAACAACCAACGCCCUAAUCAUCAUCAAAGUUCUCAUUAGCCCAUCCUCCACUCUCACUCCCGCGGCCAUACAGCAACACCUGCUCACCCACGUCCACGGCACCCCCACCCCCCUCACAGACGAGGUCCUGCAAUCGUCUCUCACGGACUGGCCCAAGGUGCGCAAGUACUACAAGCUGAACGGCGUGAACUGGCUCGACAGCGUUAAGGACGAGGCGCUGAAGCGCGAGGAGAUGGAGGUUCUGGUGCUGGAGGGUAUGGCACUGAGGGGGUUGUGAAUACUUCACAUUUCACUGAGAGUCGAAACACGGGAAGUAUAGAAAUGUAGAGAGAUGAAGUGAACUUGAGAAUUACGAAUAGCCAAAUAAGAGGCAUCUGAGAUAUGAGAGAUAUGAGAGCCAUACUAAGCAUGAGCUAAAAAGAACUGGACACAAGUCAUCAUCAUCACCAUCGAAGGCCACGCAUGGAGAACAAUUUUAUUAAUUUUUUGAACUUGAAUGGAAAACCGCGAGCUUUCCGUAC
Molecule: messenger RNA, 1188 nt
Organism: Annulohypoxylon truncatum
Lineage: Eukaryota; Fungi; Ascomycota; Sordariomycetes; Xylariales; Hypoxylaceae
Exons: 3
Coding region: 318-944 (208 amino acids)
Biological process (GO): tRNA threonylcarbamoyladenosine modification; telomere maintenance via recombination
Cellular component (GO): EKC/KEOPS complex; nucleus; cytosol
Source: RefSeq, a predicted model, not a curated record